This is a messenger RNA of Hydractinia symbiolongicarpus, 1272 nucleotides long. RefSeq lists its product as uncharacterized. NCBI's taxonomy places the organism in Eukaryota, Metazoa, Cnidaria, Hydrozoa, Anthoathecata, Hydractiniidae. The transcript is spliced from 2 exons. Bases 268 to 1212 code for a protein of 314 amino acids. The record is from RefSeq and is a predicted model, not a curated record.
GAACUAAAAUUGAUCUAAUAUUGUUGCGUAUAUAUCGUAGAAAAAUAACAGAACGAUAAUGCCAUAAUGACGUAAAAACACUCAAAAAUUGAUCUAAUAAAAUCAAACCGGUUUGAUUUUAUUAGAUCAAUUUUUCGUCGGAAAAAUAUUAUUUCAAAGAAAACCGCCAGCUGCUCACUUUUUUUCGAAACUCACGCUCGGUAUUUCAUUCAUUUCAAAUGUUUUUAUGCACGUAAAGAGAGUAAAUGAAGAGAAACGCAACUAAACAUGUCAGAUAAUUUUGUUUUACCAAGUACGUUUAGAUCGUAUCAAGCCGCAAGGCAAACUGAAUUAAGAUCCUCAAUUCCUGACAAUGACAAUUCGAAGGACACGCAAAAACGGAGUGAACCAGCUGAGGAGAUUGCACAACCUGAAACAGCUGUGGUUGCAAAAAAACGUGGCAGACCUUCAAAAAAGUCAUCCGAAAAAAGAGAUUGGGAUGAUGACGAAAUCUUUGUUCUUAUUGAAACUUGGUCGAAUCACGAUAAUCUCUACAACACAAGAAACAGCCAAUAUUUUAAUCGUGAUACACGACAAAAAUCUCUUGAAAAAAUUCAGAAAGAAUUAGCAGACCAAGGUAUUUUUGCUUCAGUGAAAGAUAUUGCAGAUAAACUCACGAAUCUAAAGACAUACUAUGGUGGUCAAAAAAGAUCUGUCGAAUAUUCAAAGGCCAGUGGCGCUGGAGCUGAUGGUGUUUACGAGAGUAAUUGGAAGUUCUUUCAAGUUUUGCACUUUUUAAAUGAUUCGUUUACUCUAAGAAAAACUUUCAGCAAUGCCGAUGAAAAUUCAACGUACGAGGUCUUGAAUCCACCCUCAGCAAAAAGCGCAAAGAAGAUUCGCGAUUCGAGCAUGGAGACAGCGCAAAAAGUUAUGCAUUCUGCGGCUGCAGCUUUGGAAAAGUUAAAUGAGAAAAGGUCAAACGGAGGAGCUGAAAGGAAAGAAAAAACGGAAGAUGAAGUUUUUUGUGAAUUGCUGUGCAAAAUAUUAACAAGUAUUCCGAAUGGCGAAGAAAGAGACAUGCUUAAAUUGAACAUGCAACAUUCCGCAACGUCACUGAAGUUUAAACGACGUCACUCUUCCUCGUCAAGCAGCUCUGUUUCUUCUUCACCUCUCGGAUCACCUGUGUUUAUGAACAACAGUUACAGCAGUUAUAACAAUGGAUUAUUCCAAUAAAAUAUUUUUGUAUCCGUGUUUCUUUUUCUAGUACAAAGGUAAAAAAAAUACCCAGUAAUA